AUGUGUACUCAUUUGAGUUCCGCUGCACAACACGCUCUUUUUAAGCCGUCAUCGCGCUCCGAUCAUCAUCAUCAUUCAGAGGUCACCAAACAUUAUCCUGUCCAAGUGGUCGAGAAGGUGCCAUUCCACAUACCCCAUCCAGUGCUCACAGAGGUGGAGAAUAAGCUGAACGUACAAAUACCCGAGCCUUAUGCAGUGCACAUGCCUGUAGAACAUGAGAUUGAAGUGCCUAUGUAUAAAAUCGUGACCGAUAUUAAAGAAAAACGUAUACCAUAUACAGUGGAUAAGCCGUAUCCCGUAGAAGUGGCACAUCACUAUCCGGUUGAAGUAGUUAAGGAAAUUAAAAUUCCUAUCCCCAAGCCAUAUCCGGUACCAUACACCAUCUACAAGCAUAUAUGGCAAAAGGAACAUUAG
This is a messenger RNA of Rhagoletis zephyria (snowberry fruit fly), 414 nucleotides long. RefSeq lists its product as uncharacterized. NCBI's taxonomy places the organism in Eukaryota, Metazoa, Arthropoda, Insecta, Diptera, Tephritidae. The record is from RefSeq and is a predicted model, not a curated record.